This is a messenger RNA of Lottia gigantea (owl limpet), 2191 nucleotides long. RefSeq lists its product as hypothetical. The transcript has a single exon. The record is from RefSeq and is a predicted model, not a curated record. The coding region runs from base 103 to 1698 and encodes 531 amino acids. Gene Ontology annotation, molecular function: acyltransferase activity, transferring groups other than amino-acyl groups. NCBI's taxonomy places the organism in Eukaryota, Metazoa, Mollusca, Gastropoda, Lottiidae.
UAAAAACAUUCCAUGAACUUUGAUCUGAAAUAUAUUGGACUUUUAGAUAACUUCAUUUCUUUUGAAUCUUUUUGAAUUGAAGGGUAAACAUUUUUUUACAUUAUGGGGCGAAAGGUUUUUGUAAUUGGUGUCGGAAUGACCAAGUUUGAAAAGCCAGGCAGACGUGAAAAUUUCGACUAUCCAGAAAUGGCUAAAGAAGCAGGGACGAAAGCACUUCAAGAUGCAGGAGUGUCGUAUAAUGAAAUCAACCAGGCUUGUGUCGGCUACGUUUAUGGUGAUACAACUUGCGGUCAAAGGGCUUUGUAUCAGCUAGGUCUGACUGGAAUACCAAUUUACAAUGUCAACAAUGCCUGUUCCACCGGCUCCACAGCUCUCUUGAUGGGUAAAAAUUUAAUUGAGGGUGGAAUGGCAGAGUGUGUGCUGUGUUUAGGUUUUGAGAAAAUGGAGCGAGGUUCAUUACAGUUCAAAUAUACUGAUAGAACAAGUCCUAUGGAUAAACAUGUCGAAGUGAUGACCCAACUGAGAGAUUUUGAAUCCGGGCCUAUUACAGCUCAGAUGUUUGGAAAUGCCGGCCGUGAACAUAUGGAGAAAUAUUCCACCAAACCAGAACAUUUUGCAAAAAUUGCCUACAAAAAUCAUAAACAUUCCGUUAACAAUCCUUAUUCCCAGUUCAGAGACGAAUACACGCUAGACCAAGUUAAGGCAGCACCAAAAAUCCACGAGCCAUUGACCAAAUUACAGUGCUGUCCAACAUCAGAUGGUUCCGCUUGUGCCAUAUUGGCCAGUCAAGAUUUCGUGGAGAAGCAUAACCUACAGAGUCAGGCGGUUGAAAUUGUUGCUAUGGAAAUGGCUACAGAUUUACCCAGUGUGUUCCAAGAUAGAAGUUGUAUGCAAAUUGUUGGUUAUGAUAUGUCAAAACUAGCUGCUGACAAGGCAUUCGCUAAAGCAGGUUUUGAGAGAAAUGCUGUUGAUGUUAUUGAAUUACACGAUUGUUUCUCAGCCAAUGAAUUAAUAACCUAUGAAGCCCUAGGCUUGUGUGAACCAGGAAAAGCUGGAGAAUUCAUCGACAGGGGAGAUAAUACCUAUGGUGGAAAGUAUGUUGUCAAUCCUAGUGGUGGUCUAUUGUCUAAAGGUCACCCAUUGGGAGCUACAGGAUUAGCCCAGUGUGCUGAACUCUCCUGGCAGCUACGAGGCCAAGCAGAUAAACGCCAGGUGAAAGGAGCAAAAGUUGGAUUACAACAUAAUAUUGGUCUAGGUGGAGCUGCAGUUGUAUCAUUAUAUCGUCUUGGUUACCCAAGGGAAAAUCGUUUACAAGCUGCCAAUGUCAGUGCUAGCUCUGAAAACGAUUUCAAAUCAAAAGAAGUUUUCAAAGAGAUUGGAAGUCAUUUAGAAAAAGAUGGAGCAAAUAUUGUGAAGAAAAUGAAUGGUAUAUUUUGCUUUAAUGUUAAAAAUGGUGCAGGGCAGACAGGAACUUGGUAUGUAGAUGCUAAAAAUGGAAAAGGGUCGGUUACUUUUGGUGGGGACAAGAAAGCUGAUGUUACAUUGUCAAUGAAUGAUGAUGACCUAUUAAAAUUGAUGACUGGUAAACUGAAUCCACAGACAGCUUUCUUUCAAGGAAAAUUAAAAUUUAAAGGCAACAUGGCACUGGCUAUGAAAUUAAAAGAAAUUCAGCCAAAAGCUGGCAACUCUAAACUUUAAGCUUUAUUUAAAUUAUGUUUCGCAAAUCAGUAUUUUAUUAACUUUGUGUGCUUCAGUGUAAUUUCUAUAUUUUACGACAACUUUAAUUUGUAAGACUGGGGACCAGGUGUAACCCUCAUAAAAAUAAACAGAACAAAAUUCCAGCUUCUACAGAUUCAGACUUUUUAUAUUGUUGAUUAUUUUUGUAAACCUUUUACUCAAGAUCUAUUUGUGUAGUUAGCAAGUCAGGGCCUUGUUUCUAAUGGAACACCUGAUCACUCUGCAACUCGGUGUGUCAACUCUGCAUCACUUUUUGAGGAUCCACAUAAUUAAGGAUGUCUAUUUGGUAUUCUUGCUUUACAUCUUUCAUACUUGUUAAUUGAAAAACAUAUUAAGAGAUGAAUUGUUCAUGUUAGUGUAAUAAUAUUAACCAGGUGUGUUCUAAUAUUUUUGUUGAAUGAUAUGCUUGAUGACUUUGAUUCUUCAUAUUGUAAAUAAAAUUAUUUAUCAUGUA